UUAAGUCUGGCCGUCAAUUUGUGUUGACCAUGAUGUGCGCUGCAACCCGCUAUCCUGAAGCCAUGCCCUUGCACAGCUUAAAAAUGAUAUUUUUCACUGAAAGAAAUUGUGGAGAACACAGCAUCUUCAAAACGACUACAUGACAUCAGAGUGAUUGUCUGUGAUAACUGUUGUGUCCGGGUGGAGGCACGCAUUAAAACAAGUAAGAGGCGUUGGAGGUGCCAAUAACGUAAACUGGAAUUUAUGAACUAGUAAUUACAUGUAGCCCAGGCUCAUCAGGAGCGCAGAGUGGAGUGAAGGCAGAGUCCAUCAAGAGAGAAGAGUGAAGAGAGUGAACGUGGGGAGCGCAGCCCCUUUAUAGUUCCCCCAUGACCUGAAGGAUCAUGGGAGCUGUAGUGGCAAUAUCCAUACACAACAAUAACAUUAAUGUAAAAACGUAUUCUAUACAUUGGGCGCAAAAGUUAUUACGUUAUUGGAACUCUGUUUUGUUUUACAUUAUCAGCUUUUAUUACAUUAGGAACGGAAACAUUCUCUCUCUCUCUCUCUCUCUCUCAUACACACACACUCUCAUUCUCUCUCUCUUUCUUUAGAUGCCCAGAUUUCAUGAUGGCCCAUAUGUUGGGAAACAUAAAAUAUGAUAUGCUUCUCUGAAUUGAAUUUGUUAACAAAGAAAAAACGAAAAAAAAACUUUCACACACACCUAGUCUUUUUUAUCUUAGGCAGAUAGCCUAGGACUGGAUGUAGGUUAUGUGUCAGCGCCACGGGACACAAGAGUAUUUGUUCAUGAACUACGCGCUUCUAACUUUCGUUUUCCAAACGUCAUACGGUACUACUUCCGUGUUUGACAGUGGAGUACAGAACACGGGCGGGAAAUUUGUGUUUUUGGAAAAUAUCACACAAAACUUCACGUUCAGAAAACUUGACGUCCUCGGUCGUGGGGGUAGAGUUGACUUUGUAGCUAGUGAAUGGGUCUACGGGUCCCAAUGGAGCUGUCAUUAGAUUUCCUGACGCAUGAGGAGUUACUUCGCUUCUUUCACCGUAAGAAGACGGAGAUCUCGUGCAUAGACCAACCGCACACCUUCCUCAGGCAGUUAAGAGACCACGACCUAGUGUCGGAGAAGCUCUACCAGAGAGUGGUUAGGAUGAAGACGAAGGAGCAGAAGAUGAAGGGUGUGUAUGAGGUGCUGGACAGUCUGGAGACAGAUCAAGCAGAGCGUGUGAAGACCUUCUGGGAGUGUGUGUUUACAGACCACAUCCUGCAGCAUUACCCCACCCUCAAACUACUGAGGAACAGCCUCAUGGACGGGUCUUUUCGAGUCAAUGAAAGUCAACCAGAGAUGAACAGACUGGACAAGAGGAAGAAUACGGAGGGAAAGAAUAAAGACAUAAAAGAAAAGAAGGUGAAGAAGAUGAGUAGACAGAAAAGGAAAGGGAGCAGCACUAGCGGAAGGGAGGAAGAGGAGGAGGAGGAAGAUCAAGCAGGGACUUCUAAAGUCACAACCAGUCAGAAGAAGAAGAAGAAGAAGCUUCAGAAACCCAACUACUGCUCUCCUCUGAGGAAGGGGGGCAGGGAGGAUAUCUGGAACUGGCCCAUGCAUAGGUCCCAGCUACCCGUCACCUGUGGGGACAAAGAGGGCUUUCUUCACAGAGACAAACUGGCCAAAGGAGAUAAAUGCAUUCUUCACGAGGAUCAGUGGUACACGCCAGGUGAGUUUGAGAAGUUGGGAGGCAAGGAGAGGAACAAGAACUGGAAGUACAGCAUCCGCUGCCGACAAACAACCCUGCAGAAGCUGAUUCAGGAGAAUCACUUAAAGUCUCCACCAGCUAAAAGGAGAACAACUGAAAAAGGACAGAUGAGAAGAGCCCUUUUUCCCUCCAGUCCUGAGAACUCCAUCAUACUGUCAGACUCCAGUGAAGAAGAGUCCCACAGCAGGAUCCAGGAGGAGGACAGGGAGGGAGACGAGGAGGAAGAGGAGGGAGACAGAGGAGAAGAGGAGGGAAGGAUGGCAGAGGACAGAGAUGACAGCAGUUACCAUGGCAACAGGGAUGUGGACACAUCGAUGUUUGAAGGAAGUACUCUGCCUGUCCAGUGUGGGUCUGUCGUUGGAAUACUGCAGAAAGACCGCUUUGCGUCUAGAACCACAGGAAAGUGCAUCCGCACAGAAGAGAGCUGGCUGACCCCAACAGAGUUCAUCAGGCUGAACCCUGACCUGAGAGAUGGAUUGUGGAAGAGAGACAUCACCUGCAGAGGCCAGCCCCUUGCCUACCUUUUACAGAGGAAGAUACUGCAGGUGCAUUCUCUGCUAUGCUUGUGUCCUAUGUGCAGCCACGCAGAGUCCGACCUGGACUGAAAGAGAACCACACCGUGGAGGAAGAACACACACUUUCACAGCCGAACAGGAGACUGAAAUUGUAAAUAUGGAAUGCCAUGCGGAUGAAACAGGUGUACAGGGUCCCAUUUGAACGGAACACAGACCGCAUCAAGGAGUUACGGCGAGAGUUUGUGUUUCGGAUCCAGGAGCGUGACACAGCUAAUGAGUUGUAUGAGAUUCAUUGAUGAGGUUGGAUUCAACCUGGUGAAGAGGAGGCGACGGGGCAGAAACGUCAUUGGCCAGCGGGCCAUUGUUGAGGUCCCCGGCCAGCGUGGUGGGAACAUCGCAAUGUGUGCUGCAAUGAACCACCAUGGGAUCCUGCACAGUCAUGCCCACCUAGGGGCCUAUAACACAGACCCGUCUCCUCGCCUUCCUGGAUGGCCUGCGUGACCUGCUGGUACCACCUGGCCAGAUAGAUGACCCACAGCGGAUCGAUCACGUCGUCAUCUGGGACAAUGUGAGCUUCCACCGGGCUGCUCAAGUG
This is a messenger RNA of Clupea harengus (Atlantic herring), 2856 nucleotides long. RefSeq names its product nuclear body protein SP140-like protein. Gene Ontology annotation, cellular component: nucleus. Lineage: Eukaryota; Metazoa; Chordata; Actinopteri; Clupeiformes; Clupeidae. Gene Ontology annotation, biological process: regulation of transcription by RNA polymerase II. The transcript is spliced from 14 exons. The coding region runs from base 966 to 2351 and encodes 461 amino acids. The record is from RefSeq and is a predicted model, not a curated record. Gene Ontology annotation, molecular function: DNA binding; DNA-binding transcription factor activity, RNA polymerase II-specific.